GAUCCGUUUAACGAUCCGUCCUCGACCUUCCUUUGGAGAUCCUGCAUCUGUGUCUCUGCCUCUCUGCAACAAUGAGCUCAGCCAUGGGUCCUCCGCCUCCAAGAAACCCUGAACCUAACCCUAAUCCCUCCACGGAACCCGAAACCCCACAAGACGAACCCGCCCCAGCACCUGCACCACCGGCCAAAGCCUCCAUGGGCCCUCCUCCUCCGAGAAACCCUAAUUCUGAGAACGGCGAACAACAUCAACAGCGAGCUGAAGAAUCAGAACCAAAUUCAAAUUCACCUGAUGUAAUUGAAAAACCAGCACCAGAAAACAGUGCAAGGCACAGUUCAGUGCCUUACACCAUUCCUCCUUGGAAUGGGCCGCCCUCUCACAAUUUCUACCUCGAGGUCCUCAAAGAUGGCUCCAUCAUUGACCAAUUGGAUGUCUACAAGAAGGGGGCUUACAUGUUUGGGAGGGAGAAACUAUGUGAUUUCAUGCUUGAGCAUCCAACCAUCUCUCGGUAUCAUGCUGUGAUUCAGUUUAAAAGAAGUGGAGAAGCCUAUCUUUAUGAUUGUGGUAGCACCCAUGGCACUUUUGUCAACAAGAAUCAGGUUGAGAAAAGGGUUUAUGUGGACCUGCAUGUAGGUGAUGUCAUUCGAUUUGGCCAGUCAUCUCGAUUGUAUAUUUUCCAAGGGCCUACUGAGUUGAUGCCAGCUGAAACUGAUUUGAAAAUCAUCAGAGAAACUAAGAUACAAGAAGAGAUGUUAGAUCGAGAAGCUUCACUUAGAAGAGCAAGACAGGAAGCAUCUCUUGCUGAUGGUAUCUCGUGGGGCAUGGCAGAGGAUGCUAUUGAAGAAGAAGAGGAUGAUGUUGAUGAAGUGACUUGGCAAACGUACAAAGGAAAGCUGACUGAGAAACAAGAAAAAACCCGCGAUAAAAUAGUAAAAAGGAUGGAAAAGGCAACUCAUAUGAAGAAAGAGAUAGAAGUAAUACGUGCCAAAGACAUUCCUCAGGGUGGGUUGACACAGGGCCAACAAACUCAAAUUGCUCGAAACGAACAGAGAAUCACACAGAUCAUGGAAGAGCUUGAAAACUUGGAAGAGACAUUGAAUGACAGUAUCCGGGAAAGUAUGGGUGCUCGUGCUGGGAAGAUAACUGGUGGUAAGAGGAAAGGGGCACCAGAAGAUGAUGAAGACUUUCUAAGUGAUGAUGAUGAAUUUUAUGAUCGCACAAAGAAGAAACCUUUCAUUCAGAAAGGUGGUGAAAGCCAGUCAGUUGAAACUGCUGAUACUCUUCUUGAUAAGAGAGAUGCUGUCAUGAAAGAAAUUGAAGAGAAGAAACAGUUGCUUUCAACUGAGAAGAACAGAAUAGCUUCGGAAAAUGCAGUAGAGACUGAUUCUGGAGAUGCACUUGACACUUUCAUGUCUGGGCUUUCUUCCCAGCUAGUGCUUGAUCAAACAAUGCAACUUGAGAAGGAAUUAUCUGCUCUUCAAUCUGAGUUAGACAGGAUCUUCUACCUAUUGAAAAUUGCUGACCCUGCUGGGGAAGCUGCUAAGAAAAGAGAUUUAAAUGUUCAAACACCAAAAGCAAACAAAUCUGAAACUCCUGCUGUUGUCAAGAAGCAGCCUCUUGUGGAGUCCAAAAGAAAUGAUGCAUCUAGAGAACCAGGAAAUUUAUCCAAGCACACAGAAGGAACUGUUGAUUCCUUUGCAGAACCAACCAAGAAGCCAGAGGUUGAGAAGGUUGCUGGCGAUAAAGCUGAGGCAGAAAAGGUUGUCUAUACUGCUGUAAAGCCCCAGUGGCUUGGGGCUGUAGAGACCAAAGAAAUAAAAGAAUCCCAACAAGUAGAACUCCCGAGCACACAGGAGGCCGACCAAUUUGUGGAUUAUAAAGACAGGAAAAGAAUGCUCGAAAAUGUUGAUGAUCCACAGUUUAAGGAUCACUCAGAUAUUGAAACUGCGGGCCCUGGUUUGAUCAUAAGGAAGCCAAGGCAAGUCGAGAAACCUGAAGGUAGUGAGAGCAAAGCUUAUGAUCAAUCAACAUCUUCCUCCGAGGGAGCUGAUCUCAUGGCACAGGAUGCUGUUGCACUGUUACUGAAACAUGCAAGGGGGUUUCAGGGGGAGGAUGAGGAGUCAUCUGAAACCCAUGAAAUGCCAGCCAGAAAUCAAUCUAGCAAGGACGUAAAAAAGCCAAAAAGAGUGCUUGGUCCAGAGAAACCUUCAUUUCUUGAUAGAAAUUCAGAUUAUGAAACAUGGGUUCCCCCUGAAGGACAAUCAGGUGAUGGGCGAACUUCACUGAACGAUCGAUAUGGGUACUGAAUCCACAAGCUUGUUCUCUAGAGUUUUACCUAGGCUGGAGAAUUACUUCGUGAGUGUUGUAUAUUUAUAGGCCGUAAAGAACGAUUCCAAUAUGUAUUUUUUCUAGCGGUCGAAAAGUAACAGGCAAAAAAGCUUUAAUUAUAGUGUCACACCAUGGAAAUUGUUCUUCAAUGUGGAUGUUUUACAUACAUUGGCCUAAUGCAUUCAAAGCAAUUAAAUUUCCUUCAAUGUU
Molecule: messenger RNA, 2535 nt
Organism: Rubroshorea leprosula
Lineage: Eukaryota; Viridiplantae; Streptophyta; Magnoliopsida; Malvales; Dipterocarpaceae
Source: the annotation of a GenBank genome assembly